AUGCUCCAAGCAAAAGGAAGAAAUUCGUACUAAUCAACCAACAAUGGCCACCAAUCUCGUGUGCCGGGUUCAUCCAGUUGUUUUAUUUAGCAUUGUUGACUCGUAUGAGAGACGAAAUGAAGAUGCGAAAAGAGUUAUUGGAACACUACUUGGUAUUUGUGACAAGGGUGUCGUAGAGGUGACUAAUUGUUUCGCCGUUCCACACAAUGAAUCUGAAGAUGAGGUGGCUGUUGACAUUGAGUAUGCCAAGAACAUGUAUGAUUUAUACAGGAAGGUCAAUGGAAAUGAAGUUAUUGUUGGGUGGUACUCGACGAGUCCAGAUGUAUCGAGCCACUCAGUAUUGAUUCACGAAUAUUACUCCCGGGAAGCUAAUAAUCCAAUACACCUGACUGUUGAUACCACAGUGAAGUCUGGGAAGCUCGGAAUGAAAGCCUUUAUAAGUGUUCCGAUGGGAGUUCCGAACAAGUCAAUUGGUACGAUGUUCACACCGGUCAGUGUUGAGAUUGUCAGCUAUGAACCAGAAAAAGUCGGAGUUGAUGUAUUACAAAACGGCAAGUACAACCUGAAGAGAAGUGUUUCCAUGGUGUCAGACCUGCGGCACAUUGAAACGGCGUGUGUGAAAUUGCAGGAUAUGUUGGAACAAGUUACAUCAUACGUGGAUGAAGUUCUUGCUGGGAAGGUACAAGCUGACAAUGCCAUCGGAAGGUUUUUAUUGAGCCUCGUCACAAGCAUACCACAGAUUGACCAUGACCAGUUUGAAGAUAUGCUCAACUCUAAUAUGAAGGAUCUGCUUAUGGUUGUUUACCUGGCCAAUCUGACGAGAUCACAGCUGGCACUGAAUGAAAAACUCAGCCUCCUAACGCAGUAGUGUAAUGUGUGACAUACAGACUGAAAUAAAUACUGUUAUUCAAAUCUUCACUAGUGUUUUCACGAGUACUUGACACAGAAACCAACAACAUGGAGUUACAAUUCAACCAGCUAGCUUCAGGAAAAAUGUGAAAAUUGAGAUUUAGUGGUCAAGCUGUCUUACUUACAUAAAACAGUCACUGAAAUGUUCUCCUUUUUUUUCUUUUCUUUUUUUAAACUAUACCAGUAACUGGCUCAGAUGUUUAACUGUAUCCUUCAAACCAAUUCAGGGCCAGCUCUGGAUGAGCAAAAUGUUUCACCUAAUUAUCCUAAAAAAGCAACAAAAUACCAAUAAUGUUUUUGCCAAAUUAAAAUAAAAUUAGCCAGUCAUUUCUAAACUUUGCAAUUGGCAAAUUUGGCGAGUGUGGAGCUAGCCCUAGCUACUUUAUAUUGAAACCACAGACCUUUCUAUAAAAUGGAUUGGCAAACAGGCUUUAGGUUUUGUCACAAGUUGCUAGGUUUUUUUUAAAGAACAAUAAACACAUUUUAAAACAAAA
This is a messenger RNA of Gigantopelta aegis, 1403 nucleotides long. Its product is annotated as eukaryotic translation initiation factor 3 subunit F-like. Gene Ontology annotation, biological process: translational initiation. The record is from RefSeq and is a predicted model, not a curated record. Gene Ontology annotation, cellular component: eukaryotic translation initiation factor 3 complex, eIF3m. Gene Ontology annotation, molecular function: metallopeptidase activity; translation initiation factor activity; translation initiation factor binding. NCBI's taxonomy places the organism in Eukaryota, Metazoa, Mollusca, Gastropoda, Neomphalida, Peltospiridae. Bases 44 to 868 code for a protein of 274 amino acids. The transcript has 8 exons.